UGAUUGUCAAAACAGCUCUUGAUUUGCUCGAGAAACAGGAAAAAGAAGUUGCAGUCGUUGGUAAUGAUAUAGAUGUUUUUGUGGUGAUGAUAGGACGCACUCCCGAGUCAAGCAACUUAUACUUCUAUAAGGUAGCAGCUGGUAAACAAAAAUUUGCUCUGUAUUCGACUAAACACAAUAAAGAAUUAAAGCCGUUUAUUCUGUUUGCACACGCUUUCUCUGGAUGCAAUACUACGAGCAGCUUAUUCAAAAAAGGCAAAAAUCUACGAGAAGCAGUAUCGAUUUUCAACCAUGAAAAUAAAUGUACAGAAGAGUUAUAUAAAGUAGCAGAAAAACUAAUAAUGCAUCUUUACAGUACGUCCAACAAAGAAGUUUCAAGUAUUGCCGAGUUAAGAUUUAACACUUUUGUUUCCACCGCUUCAGUAGCCAAAAACCAAGUGUCUUUAGCAGUGUUACCACCUACAGAAGGAGCAUUGAUUGAACAUGUCAAACGCGUGUAUUUUCAAGUACAGCAGCGGACAGAUAUCAUGCUGCUUCCAACCAUGACAAUGCAAAAACCAGCUCCACCAGACCUAGUUGUAAUGGUGUUUUGUGGCUGCAAAGGAAAGUGUAAUACAGUUCAAUGCACGUGUAAAAAAGCUGGAUUAACUUGCACAAGAAUGUGCAAACACUGUAUCGGUGAAUCCUGUGAAAAUCCAUCUCCCAGAGAAUUUGUUACAAAAAAUGAAGAAUUGCAAGAUUUUAACGACAAUGAAAAUGAUGAGUAUGGUAGAAUGAAGAAAGUAACGAAUAUCAAGAAUUUCAUGAAAUGAAUGAAGACUUUCAAAUGUCAACAGGAAGAAACGAAAACCGAGAAAGGGAAAUACAUCAAAAUGAAAUUGAAUUUAAUGUAGAAGCGAACAAUUGCUUUGUAAGAAACGAAAAUUUUAGAAUAAUACACGAAAAACACAUUUUUUACAAAAA
Molecule: messenger RNA, 963 nt
Organism: Belonocnema kinseyi
Lineage: Eukaryota; Metazoa; Arthropoda; Insecta; Hymenoptera; Cynipidae
Exons: 4
Coding region: 87-812 (241 amino acids)
Source: RefSeq, a predicted model, not a curated record